This is a messenger RNA of Toxorhynchites rutilus septentrionalis, 15974 nucleotides long. Its product is annotated as beta-1,3-galactosyltransferase 9. The transcript has 3 exons. NCBI's taxonomy places the organism in Eukaryota, Metazoa, Arthropoda, Insecta, Diptera, Culicidae. The coding region runs from base 982 to 2247 and encodes 421 amino acids. Gene Ontology annotation, molecular function: hexosyltransferase activity. Gene Ontology annotation, cellular component: membrane. The record is from RefSeq and is a predicted model, not a curated record.
AGAGUCAUCGUGUCAGUUAAAAUCAACAUACGGUACGGUUUGUAUGCGUUUCGAACCUCUACUUUGCGCACAGUUUGAAAUCAACAAUUCAUUUUAUCCUCGCCGCUUGCUUUUGAUUGAAAAGAAACUUGCUUUUUCUUACCUCCGUUGGAAAUGUGAAACUACCCUGAAUGGAUUGCGUUGUGAGUGAAAGUUCGAUGAGAUAGCCUUGUUGUUUUGAGUGGCAAAAUAGAAGAUCUUAAUAAGAGAGGGUGUUUCAAGUGCUUUACAUCAUACGACAGGAUUCAUCAGCGAAGAAAGCUGUGUAAUGUGGAAAAGCUACCAUUAACAAUGUUCCACAUAACAUUGGCUUUCCUAACCACAAACAACGUGUAGACACCGUCAGACACCGUCAACGUGUAGACACCGUCAUAAACAAAAAUGCUGUGAAAACAAUGUGAUUACGAUCGAUCUCAACUUAUCGAUCUGAUGUUACAAGUGUCGAGAAUUUCCUGACGCAGUACGGGUGAAAUCGCUCAAAGAAAACAACAUCAUAGAGAGCAGAGUAAAAAUCGAGAUUAGAUGCACAAACGGUCAAGCGUCUCAUCGGAGUGAAGGAAUGAGCUGAGUGAGUGGGUGUAAAGCUUGAGGUGAGAUUUGAUAGCGCGCAAAAAGUGUGCUGCUUGUGGUGAGGCCACACGUUGAAGUUUCACCUUCGCCCACACCCGGAAACUAUCACGCCGCGCGUAGAGUUUUUUCUUCCCGUCUCGAGACGAUCACGAAAGAGGCGCUCUAUUGCGUGAUGGAAGUAAUCUUCCAUCAUCACCUUGCGCGUCGUUUAACUAUAUUACGUUGCCGCAUCCAGUGCUGGCUGUAAGGGUGCUCGGUGAAUGUUUAUAGCUAAUUGGCGCAUUUUGCAUUCGGCUAGUUGCAGUUGCACGAUGCGAGAGUUCCAGUAUCGCUGAACGAAGAAAGCACCUCCAUCGCGCUGCACAUCUGGUCAUGUUCGAGCGUCGUCCUCUGUUUGGGGCUCUGCUCGUGCUAACGCUGGUCGUCACAAUAUGGCAUAUGUCGUUCCAAGCAACCACCAGUGCUGGCAGCAGUGUCACCAACAGUCUUGGCAGUUCCGGCAUAACAUACCUGGAGCCAGCGGUUGCCAUCGGGCCGCUAGCGUAUGUGCGAACGGCCGCCCCGAAAGCAUCUACACCACAUCACGUUCUGCCUAUGGCAUCACAGGCAUCUACAGGUUUCGGUGGCGAUAGUGAUGUGAAAAAUGAAGACGGAGGAACGGCAGGGAGUAAUGGCCUGGUGGUCAACCAGACCGCCCCACGGGCGCCUGCGCCGAUAUUAGUCAAUCCAAUAGAAAUGUUGCCAAAAGAUGAUUAUACCAGUUUAAUAGAUUUAAAACAUUUUAAAUUCAUUAUCAAUUAUAGAAACUGUAGUGAGAGCGAGCGGAGAAAGCGUGAAAGUGUGCGUAACAAUAGCCUUAAGGGUGACGAGCGACGGUCACCACUAGUUUUAAUAUUAGUUCAUUCAGCACCAACCAAUUGGUACAAUAGGAAUACCAUUCGUGAUACUUGGGGGCAAUACGACCCACGAGCGAAGCUCGUCUUCCUUCUCGGAGCUGUUAACUCUAGUGCGCUCCAACGACGAAUACAGCAGGAGAACCGUCUAUACGACGAUAUCGUGCAGGGUAACUUCGUAGAUGCGUACCGAAAUAUGACAUACAAACACGUGAUGGCAUUAAAAUGGUUCACCUAUCACUGCCCGGACGCUAAGUACAUCUUGAAAGCAGAUGAUGAUGUGUUCGUGAAUACACCGGUGCUGUAUGACGUGCUCGAAUCAACAACCCAAAGGCGGAAGCUGCUCUUCUGCCAAGAGAUCAACAGGGCGGCUGUUAAACGCACCCAUCGCUCGAAGUGGUACGUCAGUGUGACGGAAUACCGGAACAAGUAUUACCCCAACCACUGUCCCGGGUAUUCGAUCAUCUACACGCCGGACGUGGCAUUCCAGCUGUACCAAGAAGCCCAACAGCAGCCAUACUUCUGGAUCGACGAUGUACAUCUCACGGGAACGAUCGCGAAGCGGAUCAACGCGUCCAUCACUCCGACCGGUACGCUGCUACUCAACAAGCACCAGAAGGAUGCCAUCAUCGCGGAAAAACUUAACGCCACGGAGCAGCUGUUCUUUUUCACCCCACCAGAUCUGCGAGAAACCGAGAUUCGAAAGCUCUGGAAGGCGGUUACGCUGGCAAGAUCUGCUAGAUAGUAGUUACCAUCGGUCCGAAGCUGAAAUAGUGAGAAAGAGAAUGUGCGGGGAAAUGUGUGUGAGUAUACGUUUCGGGGAAGCCGUCUCCUUUCGGCGUAUACAAAACUGAUUAGAAGAAGUCUGUAAUUAUGUUAGGAAUACAGCUAUGACGGCUAGUGUACAUAAUUUACCGGUCCUUUCCAAUGUUUGCAUGAAUGAUAUGGUAGGGUUAAAUUGUAUUAUUUCUAGGUCAAUUCACAUUCGCUAGGGAAUACAUUCAACAAAAACAACAAGAUUAGGUAGUUCAUCAGUUAUUCAAGUGUCUCGAAGUUCAAGGGUGGUUAUGCAAUUGAAAAUUUUACGUCUAAUCGUGAAUUAAAUAGUGGUACUAGGUUGUUCUUGUGAAUAUUAAACGGGAAAAUGGUCUCGCUUGCUCGCUCGUCUAUAUACUAUGCUCUUCCUUCCCAAUCCCAUUUCUUUUGUGCAGCCGGACCGAACAAUUCGAUACAUAUUGUUUACAAAUGGUGAUAUUGACUAUGGAUUUGAUAGCCGAAAAUAUGAAAUGUUUCAUACGGUGUAGAGUAUAUUCCACUAUAUCAAAGAAACCACAUGGUUUGAUGAAAGCAGGAGCUAUAAUAUUAGGCUGUCAAAAAAGUCCUGCGGUAUUUCCGCGAGGUGUCGUUGUAAGCGCGUAGUUCUAGUUGUAUUCAUUGUAUCGAGUCAUACUAUAGCUUGUUGGAAAGGUAUUUUUGCGCGCUUUAAUAUAGUCCUUGACAGUGUUUUGUUUGGUUAAGUCGUUCGUGAGUUAUAGUGUCGCAAAUAUGGAGCAAAAUAAAGAGAAAAUCCGACAUAUUUUACAGUACUACUAUGACAAAGGCAAAAAUGCAUCUCAAGCUGCCAAUAAAAUUUGUGCAGUUUAUGGACCCGAUACAGUUUCCAUUUCCACCGCACAACGAUGGCUUCAACGUUUUCGUUCUGGUGUAAAGGUCGUCGAAGAUGCGCCACGCUCCGGAAGGCCUGUCGUCGAAAAUUGCGACAAAAUCGCUGAAUCAGCCGAGAAAGACUGGCAUUGUAGCAGCCGUAGCAUCGGCGAAGAGCUAGGGAUAAGUCAUCAAACCGUUAUUAACCAUUUGAAGAAGCUUGGAUUCACAAAGAAGCUCGAUGUAUGGGUGUCACACACGUUGACGCAGAAAAACAUCUUUGACCGUAUCGACGCAUGUGAAUCGCUGCUGAAUCGCAACAAAAUCGACCCGUUUCUGAAGCGGAUUGUGCCUGGGGAUGAAAAGUGGGUCACUUACGACAACGUGAAGCGCAAACGGUCGUGGUCGAAGCCCGCUGAAGCGGCUCAGACGGUGGCCAAGCCCUCAUUAACGGCCAGGAAGGUUCUGCUGUGUGUUUGGUGGGAUUGUCAAGGAAUAAUCUAUUAUGAGCUGCUUCCCUAUGGCCAAACGCUCAAUUCGGACCUGUACUGCCAACAACUGGACCGCUUGAAGGUAGCACUCAUGAAGAAGAGGCCAUCUUUGAUAAACAGAGGCCGCAUUGUCUUCCAUCAGGACAACGCCAGGCCACACACUUCUUUGGUGACGCGCCAGAAGCUCCGGGAGCUCGGAUGGGAGGUUCUUUUGCAUCCGCCGUAUAGUCCAGACCUUGCACCAAGUGACUACCACCUGUUUUUGUCCAUGACGAACGAGCUAGGUAGUCAGAAGUUAGCCACAAAAGAGGCCUGUGAAAAUUGGCUAUCCGAGUUUUUUUGCCAAUAAGGAAGCGAGCUUCUAUAACAGGGGUAUUAUGAAGUUGGCAUCUCGUUGGGAACAAGUCAUCGAACAAAACGGCGCAUAUUUGACUUAAAACAGAUUUUUAUUUUUUUUUUAUCCAAAAUAUAUAUUUUUUUUAAGGCUCAUAUGGCGUCAGCCUAACGGGGCCGGGAGUUCAAUAUUUCGACAAUGUUUGCUUACAACUAUGUUAGUAAUAUGUAACCGAUUACUCGCGGUUGGCUCGAGGUUAGAAUUACAAGUGUUCUCAUAAUUGGUAUGUUGCAGUCUUCGAUGCUCUGUACGUGUGCCCGACACGGGAUACCUGCUAUUGGGAUGCAGCUGACCAUUAAUCAGCAACGCCCCCCUAGUCUGUACCCCAUAUCUAGCGUGGUGCGUCUUUCUCGACUCGAAGAAUCCAGGAUAGAAUGGUCACUAGCCGGCGCAAUCAUCAGCUCGUGUAGAGUUGUCAUAAGCGGUACAACCUUUGGCUCUUGUUGAAUGAUCAGUGGACUGCACAACCUUUGGCCCGUGUAUCUGUAAAGAGUGUGUGUAUGUAUUGCCGCGACUAAGUAAAAGUUUAUCGUUUGGAUAGGAGGGAUAUGAAACGGGGACACAACAAAGGAAACAUCAUUAAACGUUGACAUCGGCGUUUCUGAGGAACAGGUAUAGAUGAAGCAGAAGAUCAGGAUCACGGCUACCUAAGAUAUCCCGGACGGGGAUAUCCGAUUGUCUGCCUUGUGCUCUCAGUGCUCUAGAGAGCUGAGAGCGAGCAGCAUGGAACCGGAUACACGACCAGACAUCAUGCUCGAUGUCGUGGUAGCCAUCGCCACAAUCACAAAGAUUGUUUGCUGCGAGCCCAAUGCGAUAGAGAUGCGCGUUUAGGUUGUAGUGAUUGGACAUAAGCCGAGAUAUCACGCGAAUGAAAUCACGACCUACAUUCAAUCCCUUGAACCAUGCACUCGUCGAGACCUUAGGGAUAAUCGUGUGUAACCAACGACCGAACUCAUCUUCACUCCACAUGCGCUGCCAACUUACGAGCGUAUACUGACGAGGAAUGUGGAAAAAUUCAUUAUAAGCAAUUUGCCUUUCAAAAAGUGUGCCUUCUAAAGCGCCCACCUUAGCUAGCGAGUCCGCUUUCUCAUUGCCCGGUAUCGAGCAAUGAGAGGGAACCCAUGCUAAGGUAAUCUUGAAUAAUUUUUCGACCAAAACACUCAAUAGUUGUCUUAUCCUUGUUAGGAAAUAAGAUGAGCAUUUAUCAACUUUCAUUGAGUUUUCAUUGACUUAAAACAGAUGAUUAUAACUAAUUUUAUGAACAAAUGAAAAUUCAAAAAAAAUACCGCAGGACUUUUUGACAGCCUAAUAUAAUUUGUUGACGAAUGGCCCAUCGAUAGAUUAUUUUCAUUGGCGGGAAAGGGGGUAUCAUUCCUGCUGGGCAGUCUUCAGAAAACAUGCUGCGCUGCACUCGAGUUUAGUUUUCUUCAGCGCGAAUUCAUAACCAACACAUAUUCUCUCUUGGUACGAAGUGUGUUAAAUUCUUAAAAACGAGAGCGUUGCAGUUUGAAGACUGGUGCUGGAGAAAUCGAUUGCUCCUUUGAGCUUUAAUAAUUCUUUUCCAGCUCAUUAACACGUUCCCGCCGGCGCGUAACACCGGUGGCUCGGACUAGGCUGCUUCAUCGUUAUUGUGUCAUUGUGUAAUGAUUCGUAACAUGUAACAACAAACGAAUGACACUGAGAAAAAAUAAUAUUGAAGAAGUCGAUCAUUUUGGAACAAAAGAAAGUGAAUUAUUCAGAAGAACGUUCGAUCGGCAAACACUGCUUCCGUUCGAUAGAGCGAAAAGCAUUAAGCGCGGCCGUCAGAUGGCGAGAAACAUGAUUUACAGCAACGGCGGGAACGUCUUAAUUAUUAACCCGAAAACUUAUUUCAAUAGCUUAAAAAUUUCAUUGAAAUCAGGCUAAUGAUAUCACAAAUCUGUAUAUAAACUGGUGCUCGCUUGGAAAUCCAUUUCAAGAACGUCGUUUGAUGUUUGCUGAAGCGGACACGGUUUACUGAGGAUUUUUUUAUAUUUUGAAAAAUAAAAUUUUGGUGAACGUUUUUGUGUUGAUUUUUGAGGCAAAAACGUAUUUUUUCACAAAAAAAUGUCGCCAUUUCGUCAAAAAUCAUCUUGAAUGGCGUUAACGUUCCCUUGUGGAACUUUUGCCGUCUCAACGUAUGCAUUAACUAGCGUCAUUUAUUAAUACUUGGUUGAGAUUUCAUAAGCCAAAUAACACGCCUUGAAUGUGUUCCGAGAGGCAUGCUCUUGAAUACGCGUGACCACAGUGCAAGUCGAAGGAAAUUUCUUUGACGAAAAAUCCGCCGGCCAGAACGGGAAUCGAACCCGAACACUCGGCAUGAUAAUGUGAGACGCUAACCACUCGGCCACGGGUGCAUAGAAAAUAUUAUAGAAAAUAUGUCACCCUUCUAAAGUCGAGUGGACUGCGAGUGAUCGGUUUCCUACUUUAUUAACCUUAAAGUUAAGAAAAAUGUUGAUAUAUACUAGUAAAAAUAUACAGGGUCUUUCAGAUUAAACGCUCACGUAACAAAUUUUAAUAACUUCUACAAAAGUGAACCGAUUUUUAUUUUAAAAUACGAAAAUAAAGCUUGUUUUAGGAAAUUUUCGAUGUGAUCACCUCUUUUUUCGAUAACGCGUUUUAAACGGUGAACUAAAUUCUUCUUGCACAACUCUAACAUUACGACUUCGAUGCUGUUGAAAAUCCGAGUUAUUUUUUCUUUAAGUUCCUCCAAAUUUUGUGGCUUAUUAACACAGCAACGGUCCUUCACCUACCCCCAGAGGAAGUAAUCGACGACGAGAAAUGUUGAAAUUCUUACUAUAAGAGGACAAAGUUUCAUUAAGGCUUCGGUUGCUCGAGUAAUACAAUUUCACUAAAAAUACACGUUCUUGUAAAGUGUACAUGUUGACGCUAAAAAUCAUCCGACCCAACUGAACGAGUAGCUGAAUAUUAUCGCCCCGAAGUUGGAAAUAAAAUGUUAUCAUCGACGGAGCGAAAAAAUAUAUUUAUAGGGAGCUAUUCGAUUUUUUUGCGUGAGUGUUUAAUCUGAGAAGCCCUGUAGUUGAGAGUUUGGCUCCUUUAAACUUAAGUAACUGAGCCUAUUAAAAUAAAGAAUUUGAAUAAAAUUUAUAAUGCUCGUAAAAACAGAAUUGCUUCAACCAAAUCUUCCUUCAUUGAGGCUCGAAGAUAUGACUUCACAAUUUUCAAAGCAGAGAACAGCCUUUCUACGCUAGCUUGAGUUGGUGGCAUGGCAUGGCAUUAAUCGUUCGAGCAACAUCAAUGAUACGCUAGAGAAACGCUGGAAUCACUUGUACUGUUAUCUUGCACGAUCGGUCAUAUUUUUAAAUCUCUGACAAACAAGCUAGGAUAUAUUGCUGAAUUGGCAGCGCCCAGUAUAUCGCUGCCAAUUCAGCAAUAUAUACUGAGCAAGGAUACUGAAGCCUGUGUAAGGUGCUAAAAAAUACGAUGAACACUCCAAAUCCUAUGGACUCAUUCAUAGAGGACCCAUCAGUAAAGUACAUAUUAUAACAAUUGAUACGCCCAUACUUUGCAUUGAAGAUCGUAGGAACGAUCCCCGAUAGAAGAUAAUGGAUUCAUGGAUUUUCUCCUUCACGAACAGAUCAAAAUGUACAGAGGAAUUGAUGUAGUCAGGAAAACAAACACGGUUGGGAAUAUACGAAGAAGGAAUAACCUGCAUGGAGAUGAAUUCAUGAUAUGAACUCAUGAAGAGUGAAAAUUUAGCUCGAUCAGUUGCUCAAAAUUUCCGAUCACCAAUGGGUUCAUAACCUUACACCGGAUGAGGAACCGAAGAGAUAAUAAAUUGAAGCGAUCUUUUAGUGGGAGUACGCCUGCCAAAACCUCGAGACUCAUGGUAUGGGUUGAGGGCAUACAUCCCAACGCAAUACGGAGACAAAGAUACUGAAUUCGCUCGAGUUUAAUGAGGUGUGUUUUGGCAGCUGAUUGAAAACAGAAACUGCCAUACUCCAUCACUGAGAGAAUAGUGGUUCGAUACAACAUUAUAAGAUUUUCUGGGUGGGCUCCCCACCAGGUGCCGGUAAUUGUACGGAGAAAGUUUAUUCUUUGUUGGCAUUUUUUACUCAGAUACCUAAUAUGGGCCUCCAAAGUACAUUUGGAGUCGAACCAGACCCCAAGAUACUUGAAUGACAUAGCAUGAGUGAUCGGUUUACCCAAAAGUUGAAGCUUUGGUUUUGCUGGUCUAUGCUUCCUAGAAAAAAACACCAUCUCUGUUUUCUCCGUGGAGAAUUCCAGGUUGAAAAAUUGUUCAAAGUAUCUUGUAAGGAUUCUUGCAGGUCGGAUUCGUUUGAUCCUACGACAGAAACCACUCCAUCGUCUUCAAGUUAUCUUAGGCUGCAAUUUUGUGUAAGGCAAUUGUCGAUGUCGCUUACAUAGAAGUUGUACAAAAGGGGGCUUAAACAUGAGCCCUGGGGGAGUCCCAUGUAGGAGACCCGACUUACUGUCGAAUCCCCGUGAAAAAAGUUCAAAUGUUUCUCACAAAGCAAGUUAUAUAACAUAUUAUUCAAUAGAGGCGGCAGACCCCGAGAGUGUCAUUUGUCUGACAAAACCUCUAUUGAAACUGAAUCAAAAGCCCCCUUGAUGCCCAAGAAUACUGAAGCCAUUUGUUUUUUUUUUCUGCGUAAGCUAAUUGAAUUUCUGAAGAAAGCAACGCAAGACAAUCAUUCGUCCCCUUGCCCCUGCGGAACUCAUAUUGUGUAUCUGAGAGGAGGUCAUUCGUUUCAACCCAUUGAUCAAGGCGAAACAAGAUCAUUUUCUCCAACAAUUUCCGUAUACAAGACACCACAGUUAUUGGGCGGUACGAAUUAAAGUCGGACGUGGGUUUCCCGGUUUUUUUUAAUAGCUAUAACUCGUACUUGUUUCUAAUCAUCUGGAACAAUAUUAUGCUCCAGAAAUCGAUUGAAUAAAUUCAACAAGCGAUGUUUCGUCACAUCAGGGAGGUUUUUCAACAAGUUGAACUUAAUGUUACAAUUUUUACAAGAAAGGAGAGCAAGAGAGAACUCUAACAUCGAAAACUCGGAAUCAAGAUCGCACCUAUCUUGUGGUAUAUCUCGAACAUUUUUUUGCACAGGAGCGAAAUCAGGACACACCUUCCGUGCAAAAUUAAAAAUCUAUCGAUGUGUAUAUUCUUCGCUUUCAUUCUUUGAAGAACAAUUUCUCAUGUUUCGAGCCACUUUCUAUAUUUUUUUCAUUGACGUUUCUCGUGACGAAAUUUCGCCAAAGAGCACGUUUUUUCCCUUUGAUCAAAUUUUUGAAUUGAUUCUCAAGGGCUACGUUUGAAUAUUUUCAGGGGUUCCACGUUUCCGAAAAGCUUUAAAUGCAUUCGAUUUAUCCUGAUAAAGCUUGGAACACUGGCUAUCCCACCAUAGAUUGGGAGGCCUUCGGCGAAUGGUGGAACCUGGGAUGGGUUUCGUUUGAGCGCGAACUGCGCUGUCAUAGAUCAAAUGAGAAAGGAAGUUAUACUCCUCCAAUGGAGGUAAGCCAUCUCUGGAAUUGAUGGCUAGAGCAAUCGCGUCCGCAUAUUUUUUCCAGUCAAUGUUUCUUGUGAGGUCAUAUGCCAUGUUUAUAGAUUCAGAAGAAUUCGACCCAAUGGUGAUGGAAUUUUUUAUUGGCAUGUGAUCACUACCGUUGGGGUCCUGGAUUACAUUCCACUUGUAAUCUAACGAUGGUGAAAUCGAGCAAAGCGAGAGGUCAAGAGCGCUUGGGUUAGCAGGAGGUUUAGGCACACCUGUUGUUUCCCCAGUGUUCAAAACGGUCAUAUUGAAGCUGUUACAAAGGUAGUUAAUGGACUGAAUAGAAGAAUAGUAGAUUCUUACCUUUGUUCAUAGUUGUUCUUACCUUUUAUAGCACUUAGCAUGAAAACAGCAAACAAAAAAGUCAAAACAACUACAAAAAAAACGAAAAAUUAACGAUGCUCAUUUUCACGGAAUACAACGCGAAAAUUUUGUCACUGGUUUUCACAGUCACUUUGUUGCAAAUGCUUAGUGCUAUAAAUUAUGUGCUGUAUCGAUACCUGUAAUUUAUGUUGAAAUGAAGCCUAUACCAUAAAGAAUGUCAGGGUUUUCAUUAUUCAAUUAUUUAUAACAUAAAAUUCAGUAAAUUUACAUUUAAAAAAUGAAGUGUUCGAAAUUUGAGACAAAACGGUAGAACGUUAAUCGUAAACAUAGCAAGGCGUUGCAAAUGAAAUACCUCGAACGGAUUACAACAUGCACCCAAGCUUUAAUUUUAGAUCGUUCCGGUUCGCAUUAGAGGUUGAUUUGUGGUGCUUGCAGACUUGUGAUAAACAUAGAUUAAGUAAUACGCUUGAAAAGGGCUGGUAGGGCUAACAACCGUGUAUGCAUUUUAUUCCACAACUAAUGCCAUUACAACGCGUCGUGAAAAGGGAGGGGGGUGGCUGGGGUAUUGAUUCGAAGGAUAUAUCGAUAAGGUAAUACCACUGCAUCAUCGCAACGGUGCGCGAAUUGGCAGCGACUGAAUGUGCGAUAAUGAUUACUCAAAUGGCGGUUGUGUGGCUGCUGGCUGGCUGGCUGUUCAUGUUAACCACUCGUCUAUUUUAUCGCUUCAUCCAAUCCGUGCUAAUGUUUACACUCAAUUUAUAACCGCGUUCGAAGGUUUGGGUGGUUAGCUUCUAUACGCUCUGGCGAAUGCAUUUCACUGCUAAAUAACACAAAUAGAAGAACCAAACAACACCCCCAGGGAGGCAGGGAGAGUGAUUGUGUAUCUUUUUAACCAACACAAAGUGUUCCAUUUGUCACAUUGGUAGACAUUGUUCCGUUUUCAGUCAGCUGUCGCCGGCAUUGAAGGUGACGUUUUUUUCCUCCUGGAUAAACAACCGCCGUCGGUAAACUUAAACUGUCGCAUUGGUAGGGUAUAAUUAGGUACACCAUCUGAGUUUAAUUUAAUAGCCAGACACGAGCCGCUUCGGUGUAAAACGAACUGGUGUAUAUCGCAGGUUGACCGGGACUAUGGUUUUAUGAAGGUGAAUCGAUCUGAGUAAUAUGACAUAUAUUACCGGAUGUUUGGGAAUAAAAUACAAUGUUGGUUUCUCAAAAAAUGUGCAUUGGUUCGAAUUUCUGAAUGAUGUUCAAACAAUAAUGAAACUAAGGUCGAUAUGGCUACGUGUAUUGCACGGUUAAAUUGAUGAUGAAUGAGUUUUAAUAGUAGCAAUGUGUGGCAUUGAACCUACCUCACUAUUCAUCGUAGAGCUGUUUUGUCACGUUGUUUCUAGAAAAACGAGACCGCAUCACUAAAUUGGAUCUUGGGUAUAUCAAUCGGUCCAUCCUUAACACAUGUUUCACAUUUCGUCGGUCUUCCCUAGCUCUCACUACUUUAGAACACUCAUGGUUCUUUUUUUCAAACGGUUUUAUUUAGCUUGCCCUGUAAUCUGCUUGUAUGUUUGUAUGUUUGUAACUUUGUAACGUGUUUGUCUGUAGCGCUGACCCACAUUAAUAGAAAUUUGACCCCCUUUCUGUUGACCGAUUGAUCUUAAAUUUGGAACACACCUUUAUCUCUGUAGUCAUUAUAAAACUGCGUAUUUUAUGAUCUUGAAAAUUCAAGAUGGCGGAUCACAUAUUUUCUCAAAACCUCAUCGAUAUGGGUUUUCCAAAACCCCAUCAAUAUGGGUAUCAAAUGAAAGUGCUUGACUAGCUUGACUCUCUGCUGUCAUUUAAAAACUGCUUAUCUUGAAAAAUCCAAUUUGGCCGCACGUUUUUAUUUUAGUCCUAUCAAUGCCCUAGACUAAUGAAGGAGAGGUGUGAUAACUGCUAACUGCUACUUGCCUAAUUCUUUUCUAGCUUUUAAUACAUUAUUAUGUUUAAUCACAAUUAAACCGUUUAACUUAAAAAGUUUUUUUCACUUAUUUUUUUAUUCAAGGAAAUGACAAAGCACACAUAUGGCUUUUUGUGUGCAACUCUACAAUACUUACAUAUACAAGCUACUACAUAUUACAAUGUUAACAAAUCAUCCUACUUAUGAAUAACUUUAAUCUUAACACAUUCAAUAUCUAAAUUUUGUUAUCUGAUUUUGCUUCUUCAAUGAACUUCAACAAAUUUUCAACACCAGUGAGAUCGUCUCCCGUGGCCGAGUGGUUAGCGUCUCACAUUAUCAUGCCGGGUGUUCGGGUUCGAUUCCCGUUCUGGCCGUGGGAUUUUUUCGUCAAAGAAAUUUCCUUCGACUUGUACUGUGGUCACGCGUAUUCUAGAGCUUGCCCCUCGGAACACAUUCAAGGCGUGUUAUUUGGCUUCAGAAAUAUCAACUAAGUAUUAAUAAAUGACGCUAGUUAAUGCAUACGUUGAGACGGCAAAAGUUCCACAGGAAACGUUAACGCCAUUCAAGAAGAAGAAGAGAUCGUCUCCUAAGUUUGAAGUACUGAUACCGAACUUUUGUCUCGCUUUUGCAUAUAGAACGCAAUCAUCUAGAAUGUGUCUGAUUGAAAGAUAUGAAUUACAUUUUGUACAUAGUGGUCGAGGGGACUUAUCGAGAAGGUAACUGUGUGUCAUGUGUAUGUGGCCAAUUUUAAUUCUCGUUAGAAUCACUGACUCUUUUCAUGAUUGCCGAUAUGACGUGAACAUUCAUAAGGCACAGUUUUUAUAACGGGUGUUAAAAAAAAAAUGAGAAUUUUUUCAAUCACAUAUAAUUUUUUUGUUUUCAUCGAUUUCAGUAUUUUUUAUUAAUAACAUAAUGUAUUUUCUUCAAAAAAAUGUCAGCGAAUGUUUGAGUAAGGGCCGUGGUCUGCUGUUCGACGCAACUUUGUCGCGAUGCUCUCACAAGAACGUUGUACGGCUCUUACGUCCAUUUUCCGGAUACAAUUCCGGAUUCUUGUAGUCAGUUGCUUCGUGUCCUUGGCCCUCCAAUUGUUUUUAUACACUAGGGCACUGAGUGAGCCAAAGAAAUCCUCUAUUGGACGGCACUGGGGCAAGUUUGUUGGGUUACGAUCUUUCGGCACGAACGGUAUCUUUUUCUCCUCAAGAUACGCCAGCGUCUUCUUGGCUUAAUGGGAAGACGCCUUGUCCGGCCAGAAGACGUACUUCCCAUCCGCGUAAUGCUCGUUCAGGAACGGCAGCAGGAUUUUAUCGAGGCACUCUUCUCGAUAGAUUUGUUGGUUGAUUGCCAGACCGCUCGGCUUAAACCAAGGCUUUGAAACGCCCCGGUCGGAAAUGGCGAUGUACAACAUAACCUUUUUUUCAAACUUGUGCUUGAACUUGUAUUUCACUUCAGGCGGUGUGGAUGAUUUGUCGCUGGAGUAGUAAUUAUCAUUUCCUGGGAUAUGCGUUUUGGACAGCGGAAAAUAGCUUUCGUCGUCCAGAACGAAAGAUGUCCCGCGGUAUUUUUUGGUCAUCCACCGACACUGUGAUUUAACCGUCUCAAUCUGCUCCUCCGUGUACUCCGGCGACCUCGUCUUCUUCCUGCAGACGAUUCCUUCCAUCUUGAGGGUCCGAUGGAUCAAUACUUGGGAGCAGUCAUAUUUCCGACCGGCGUCACGCAGGCUGGUUGCGUCCUUGUUGUCAAACAGCUUCUUUAACGAUGUCUUCCUCUGCUUCGUCAUUAUCGUCACCGGACGACCACUUCCGACCUUCCGCUCUACGUUCAGGAAACCCAGAAUACGAUAUACCGUACUGACAGGUUCAUUUUCUUCCUUAAAAUGUGCCACCGUGAACUUUUUUCCUUGCUGGAAAUGCGUUUCGUAGAACCGUACAAUGCGUUCGCGGAGCACGUGCUAUUUCGACGCCAUCUUUGCUUUGACUAAAUUCAAACUAGCAAAACUAAACACGCCUACUGUUUCUAGGGAGCCCAAAGAGCAAUUUUCUUGGAGAAAGAAAAUUUUACGCUCUUUAUUUGAGUUACUGAAAGUUAUUGAAAAAAGUCUCAUUUUUUAUUUAACACCCGUUAGUUUUCAACCAACACUCUUUUAGUUUUGCCUUUAUUUGAGCUUUACCAGUGUAUAUGUCUAGAGCUGGAUCAUUGAUGCUCAACACAUAAGAUUGUUUGGCCAGUUCAUCUACCGCGACAUUUCCAUAUAUUCGAGAAUUACUUGGAAUCCAUAAAAAGUUAAUUACUUUGCCAUAGCCAUUUGCGGAUUUUAAAUCGUCUUGGAUAUUUUGGAUAAAUGGAUUAUCACUGAAAAUAUUUUCAAUAGCUUUCAGAAAACUCAGAGAAUCGGAUGUAUUCAAGGCUUUGGUGAUACAUAUGCUUGAAAUACAUAUUUGAUCACAUGAUGAAUUGCUUUUAAUUCUGCACAGAAAAUCGUUGAUCCUGGUGCGAGAUGUUCUUGAUACUGAUACGACGAACUAAAUACUGCGAAUGCGGUAAAGUUGCCGGACUGAGAGCCAUCAGUAUACACAAAUAAAAAAUCACAGAACUUGCUUUCUAUUUCUCUAAAAAGCAUACAAUAUUGGUCAUCUGAAGUACUAGAUUUUUCAAAACGAGCUAAUGAUAAAUCUAUGUUUGGUUUCGUUCCAGUCCAUGGACAAAUCGUAUGAAAACCACGACGAGAAAUACUUUCAAUGUUUAAUUGAUAUUUAUCCAAUGUUUCAAAGUACCAUAGCGGAAGUGGGGGCAUAGUGGCCACCCUAAUGAAUAUGCGCAUUUCCAGCGCCAACAUACCGAUUUUAUUCCCGUUUCUCGAAGAAUAUUAUAGUUCAACUCAUUGUUCUUCAAGAUGGCAAACGGCUUUUACUAUUAAAAUUCAAAAUAGUACACUUUUCAUCAUUAAAAAAAAGGUGAAAAAUCGAACUUUUUAUUUGCUUGGAGGUAAAGUGGUCACCUAGUGGGGGCAAAGUGGUCACUUGCACAUAUCAAGCUAAAUGGGAUAGAUUUAUGCGUUUUUUUCGUCAAAAUUUUUUCAAAUCAUAUUUGUUAUAGUAGGUACAUGCAUGAAAUAAGCUUGGCCUAUUCACCUAGAGUCUCAAUUCAAAUUUUCUUUUGCAUACAAAAGCGUAAUAAGAAACACAUAACGUUCCGCAUAAUGAGGCUUGGUUUAGUUGGAGUGGCAUAUUUAUCCAGGGUCAAAGCUACAAAAGGAUUUUUUUCAAGAGCAGAAUGUGAUGUAGUAAACAGAACAUUGUAAAUUGUUAUUCACCUAUGACCACUUUGCCCCCAAACAUGAAAAUAAUGUCUAUGCUAAUUAAUCGCUGAGAUUAAACAAAAUAUCUGUUCACCUCUCCUAGAAUAUGUAAACAGUCGUCCAAACUGAUGAUUUGUCCAACAUAUCAGAUUGAAUAAACUAAAUUUUACGAGAAAUUCCUUAGAUACCAUAUCGAGAGCGUAAUUUCUGUUUUUAUUUGUAUUUUGACAUACGACAGCUCUACUGAAGUACAGGGUGACUCAAGAGUAAUUAAAUUCUUCAAACAUAAGGUAACUAUCAAUACGGCAUCUAUAGUCAAUAGUUCUACUACCAAACAAGCAGGUGACCACAUUGCCCCCCCCCAUGACCUUUUUGCCCCCACUACCCCUACAUAGAAUGGUCGUGCUAGACGAGGUCGAGAUGAGUAGUGAUUUGUGAUUUCCGAAUUACUCAUGUUAGGAAACAGAGGGUGGUUCGCUUGGGAUUGGAUUCAUAUUCCAUAUGUAACAGUCUGUACGUCAAUCAUAUGUAACAGUCUGUACGUCAAUUUCAUAUAUUAUAGUAUUAUGUUGUUCAGAUUGAAUUUUGUGUUUCAAAAAUCCGGGGGAAAAGUUUUCUGAGCUAGAUGUAGAUGAGAAUGUGUUUGCAAGAGUUUCAGCAAUCUCACUUGUUCAUGAUUCUUAUGACUUUACGGAUUCCACGCUUUCUGUAUACACUUGCUAAAAUUCUAUUAAGACGCUUCGGAUAGAAAGUCGCCGAGUCGCGGGUUUUCACGUUAAUCAAAACAUCGUCUGCUAUAACCAAUUAUCGGGUUUUUCAAUAAGAGCGCUACAAAAGUUUUUUUUAAAUAA